UGCUAACACCUACUCCAUGUUGUCUCUUGUAGAGCCAAAAUCAGUUGCAGAGGCGAUACAAGAUGCAAGUUGGGUGAAAGCAAUGGAAAAGGAGCUUGAUCAAAUAGAGAAGAAUAAGACUUGGACUUUAGUACCAAGACCAGCUGAUAAGAAUGUCAUUGGUACAAAGUGGGUCUUCAAAAACAAGCUCAAUGAGGAUGGCCAAGUUGUGAGAAACAAAGCAAGAUUGGUAUGCAAGGGCUAUGCACAAGUAAAGGGAAUUGACUUUGAAGAGACCUUUGCUCCAGUUGCAAGAAUGGAAGCUAUCAGAUUAUUUCUAGCUUUGGCAGUGCAUCGAGGUUUCAGAGUGUAUCAAAUGGAUGUCAAGUCAGCAUUCUUAAAUGGGAUGCUAGAGGAGGAAGUCUACAUCGAACAACCAGAUGGAUUCCAGCUGAGUGCAGAUCCUACAAUGGUAUGAAGACUGAAAAAAGCACUAUAUGGACUGAAACAAGCACCGAGAGCAUGGUAUUCACGUUUAGAUACCUAUC
This is a messenger RNA of Macadamia integrifolia, 527 nucleotides long. RefSeq lists its product as uncharacterized. Bases 17 to 457 code for a protein of 146 amino acids. The transcript has a single exon. The record is from RefSeq and is a predicted model, not a curated record. NCBI's taxonomy places the organism in Eukaryota, Viridiplantae, Streptophyta, Magnoliopsida, Proteales, Proteaceae.